Messenger RNA from Scutellospora calospora, 233 nucleotides. The record is from the annotation of a GenBank genome assembly. NCBI's taxonomy places the organism in Eukaryota, Fungi, Glomeromycota, Glomeromycetes, Diversisporales, Gigasporaceae.
ACUCUCCUCAAGAUUUUGAAGAGCAUUUAGCUAAUAAUUGUUCUAAUAUUUCUAAUGAAAUCAAGCAAAAAUAUUUAAGCAAGCUUUUAGAAAGAUCUAGAAAUUUUAGAUCUAAAAAAAAUAUUCAAACCAAAAUUUCUGAUUUUCAUAAAAGUUCUAAACUUAUAUCUGAAAGGAUUAAUGAAAUUAACAAAACUUGUGUUAAAGUUUUUGUUAUUUAUAGAAUAUCAUAG